Messenger RNA from Cavia porcellus (domestic guinea pig), 3235 nucleotides. RefSeq names its product RING finger protein 225 (gene Rnf228). The record is from RefSeq and is a predicted model, not a curated record. Gene Ontology annotation, molecular function: ubiquitin protein ligase activity. Lineage: Eukaryota; Metazoa; Chordata; Mammalia; Rodentia; Caviidae. Bases 487 to 1509 code for a protein of 340 amino acids. Gene Ontology annotation, biological process: protein ubiquitination. The transcript is spliced from 2 exons.
GCAGGAGGCAGAGAUACUGGCAGCUUUUGGAGCUCUGUGGUCCCCCCGACCUUUUUCCAACCGCUUUGCCCCUGUAAAACAUCUGGGCACCUAGGACACAGGGAGGAUGCACUGCGGUUAGUCCGGGAAGGGGCAACACCCUGCUCUGUGUCUGUGUCUUGGUGCCUCAAAUCUCACGAAGUAACAGAGCAGAGGGGGAAAAGGUACCUCUGGGCUCCAAAGAGCGCAGAGUACAUGGCUUGGUGAUUAUUGGCUUUCGCCUUUGGACAGAGAAAUGAGAUCACGGUUCUCACCAAGGGAAGGAACCGCCGCUGCCAGGCUGCCGAGGCGGCCGCUUCCCCUCCCUGCGCGGGUCCGCAUUACAUCACCGGCGACAGCAGUUGGAGUGGGGGAGGCAGAAGCGCCUCCUCCCCACCCCGAGCCGAGGCGGCGACCCAGGGGGAGGAAGGUGCCUCACCUUGCCCCCUAUGAAGGGCGGAUCAUGCCAUGGCAGCGCCGGCGAGCGACAGCGGCGGCAGCGAACAGAGCCCGAGCAGCAGUCCUGGGGGCCGGGUGGGAGCCGGGGACGCCGUGGCCGGGCGCCGGGACGGCGGGGACGCGGGAGCCCGGGACGCCGUGGAGACCGCCCCCGGCCUUCCUCCGCUCGAGGACUACGAGUGCAAAAUCUGCUACAACUACUUCGACGCGGAUCGGCGCGCGCCCAAGCUGCUGGCGUGCCUGCACACCUUCUGCCAGGAGUGCCUGAGCCAGCUGCAGCUCCGCGCCGCCGCCGCCGCCGCCGCCGCCUCCAGCGCCGCGCCCGAGCGCGCGCCGCGCCCGCCGCCCUGGCACGGCCCUGCGGGCGCCAUCGCGUGCCCCGUGUGCCGCCACCGCACUCCGCUGCCCGACAGCCGCGUGCACGGCCUGCCCAACAACACCAAGCUCGCCGAGGCCUUCCCGCUGGCGGUGCGCGCCGCGCAGGACCCGCUGCCCCAGGACCGCCUCCCGCCGCGCCGCGCCGCGCCCGCCCCGGCCCCGCCGCCCGCCCCGGCCCCGCCGCAGCCCCCGCCGCCGCCCGCCGAGGACCAGGGUCCCGCGCCGCGCUCUCGCGCCGGCCUGCGCGCCCCGGGCGCCUACGAGAGCUGCCAGAACUGCAAGCGCGCCGCCCUCACCGCCGGCUGCGUGUGCGUGGUCUUCUCCUUCCUGUCCAUGGUGGUGCUGCUGUUCACCGGCCUCAUCUUCGUCAACCACUACGGCGGCGGCGGCGGCGGCGGGGGACCCCCUGCAGGCGGCGCGCCCCCUGGCGCUGCCCCGGCGCCUGGCUCGCCCUCGCCCUCGCCCGUGGGGCCCAUCUGCCUGUCGGUGGCCAGCAUCCUGGCGCUCUUCUCAGUCGUCGUCACCUGGGUCAUCUGCUGGCUCAAGUACCGGCCUGAGGGUGCGGCCGCGGGCUCGGCGGGGGGCGGCGGCGGCGGUGGCCCGAGGGCGCGGGCGGCGGCGGCAGCUAGCAGCACCUGGAGGAGCGACACGUAGCGGGACAGCGCACUGGGCUCUGCGUCCGCAUCGAGGCCUCGGGCUCUGUGCGCUGGAGCUUCUCCUCCUUCUCCCUGCGACCCUGGACGCUCAGGACGCGCACUCUCCCCGCCACCCGCCCACGGCCGAGUCUCGGUUUUCGGCCCCUUGGACUGUCCGCGCCCCACCUCCUUCCCGCUGGGCGAGACCGCCAAGCCGAAGAGGAGAGGAUGCUGGAGUCCCUUUUGCCUUGUCAGUGCAAGAUCGACCUCCGCCUCAUGCAGCCACCCCACCCAUCCCGGCCGGAGUGCGUAGGCAUCCUCUCCCAAAGUCUGAAAGAGGACUGGCAGAAAGGGGCCGAGGUGUGGGACCCCGCCAACCUCCCGGAAGCUGGUUUUCGGGAGCCUGGAGUUUAAGGGUGCAGGUGCGCGCGCAGUUAUGUCCGCAGCAGUUGUGAAUGGACUUGUGUUCUACUGCCCAAAGGGAGAAUGAAUAGGAUAUUACUAAGCAGGGGAGAAAGAUUUUCUUGCUUCCUGGCGAUCUUGAAAAGGUAGACACCCAGAGCGCUGGGAACGUGGCGCCCAUCCUUGCUGGCGCAGUUCGGGCGCGAUUGCGGCUGCGACUUUACCAGCCGCCGCCUUGAGCGCGCUACUGGGCAGGUGCGCACCGCGCAUGCGCGUCUCGGGGCCGCGGGCUGACUCCGCCCGGCAGAGGCGGCCGCGCGCGCAGGGCAGCGUUCGGAUGGGGCUGGAGCUGAGCCCAGAAGUCCCAUCUCCUGGAUGCCUGCGCCUCGUCUCAUUCACAGUGUUACUGCCAGGAAGUCAUUUCGUCUUGUGUAACUGGACUCAGGGAGCUUUAAAGAGCCCGACCUCCCUUCUCUCAAAACUGACUUACUGUUGCCCCCACCUGGAAGAGGCUGAGAGCUAUUCACGCCUGCUGUAGACCACAACUUUCUCCUCGCCUUUGCCUUUUUUCCUAAUUUCAUUGGAAAAGCAGUUUAUUUUUGAAUAAAUACAUCUGGAAAUUUUAAGAUUUCCAGAGAAGUUAUUUUACUAAGUGGUGACCUCCGAUCCAACUACAUUUCAAAAUUAGGAGCAGAGAGUAAAGCUGUAUUGGUAAUCGAUUAAGAUUUUAUACUGUGAAACAAAUCAAUGACUUUCAAUUAUCUGACAAAAUAGUGCCCAAAGAUAAAUCAACUCUUUUCUGCCUUUUACUACAAUAUAUAUAUAAUAUAUGCAUAUAUAGUGUAUAUUUAUCAGAAAGUAUUAUUUUGAAUUUAGCUGUUUGUUAAUGUUGGAAUCACUGAAAUGUUCAUAUCCUAGUCACACGACAUAAAAGAAUAUAUGUUUAUCUGAUUUUGUAACUUAGGAGAUGAGUGUAUAUUGCCAGUAGGUUAGAUGCCCUUUUUAAUGUGGGGAAAGGUCACAAAUGUAUUUUAUAUGAAAACGUUUCUUAUUCCAUUUUUUUAAAAAUUUGGAAUAAGACAAAGUUUUCAUGCUUAAAACUCACAGAAGAGACUAAGGAUAUGCUGUUAUUCCUUGUGUAUUUAUGCAAGCUGUCUGCAUGAUAUCCUGAUACUAUUCAAUUAGCUGAAUUUGAGUGGAGUAUUUGUAGCUAUCAUAUGAGCAAAGUAAUUUAUUGGCCAUUGAUAAGUGGCUGUGGCUGCAAUUUAUGAACCACAAUAUGGUGUGUUACAUGUCCACAUUGUCUUGAUAAUAAAAACAAGAACCAUUUAUAGAAAAGAAAA